AUGUCGGACCGAACGACUCCAGAGUCCCGACCUUUCAAAUGUGAAGCGUGCGGGAAAGGAUUCCACCGCAUGGAGCACAAACGUCGUCAUAUCAGAACCCAUACCGGUGAAAAACCGCAUCUUUGCAAUUUCCCUGGCUGCAGUAAACGCUUCAGCAGAAGCGACGAACUCAAAAGACAUCUGAGAACGCAUGUCAGCACUACACGACGCAAAGGACGCAGCGGACCCAAAGGACUCAACUCCAACGGUUCUUCGUCCUCCUUUUCGUCCUCAAUGGCCUCGUCUGCCAUUCCCAUACAGCAACAGCACCCCGUGGUCAUUCACCAACUCCCUCUCAUACACGCUCCCACAGCCACCACUAUGGGAGCCCUUCCAACCAUAGUAUCACCGCUGAUAUCACCAGCGGUAUCGCCCGUGGUAUCGCCAGUUAUGUCGCCGUUUGUGAAGUCUACAGCGUCGUCCAUGAGCUCUAUCUUUUCGCACGACGCCGCGCCCACACCGCUGGCGUCUUCCCCGGAUAUAAAGACCUCCUAUAAACUGCCUUGCAUACCGAUGGCAUCGCCUCACAACUCAGCACUAUCAACGCCUGCUGGCAUAGACCGGUCCCGACUUUUGCCCACACCAGAAGUACACAUCAAGGGCCGUAAUGCUAAGCGUGCCAAGUUCCAGCUCACGGACGACGACGACAGCGAUCCCGGUCAGCAGCCUGCUACAGAAGUACGGUUACCACCGUUGCGGUGCAUAUUAGAUAACAUCCAGGCAUUUAAGGAGCGCGAUUGA
Molecule: messenger RNA, 780 nt
Organism: Lachancea sp. 'fantastica'
Lineage: Eukaryota; Fungi; Ascomycota; Saccharomycetes; Saccharomycetales; Saccharomycetaceae
Source: the annotation of a GenBank genome assembly